AUGCUAUCAAACGGUAACUAGCUACAGUUUUUGUGAGGGGACAAAAAUGCUCUAUCGCACGCAGGCUCACUGACUGAUGGAACCAAGUUUGACUCAUCCCGGGACAGAGGCAAGCCUUUCAAGUUCAAGAUUGGCAAGCAGGAGGUGAUCCGUGGCUGGGAGGAGGGGGUUGGACAGGUAAGAAGGUUCUCCUGGGUGUGUGGCCCAGUUGGUAGAGCAUAAGCUUGUAAUGCCAGGGUUCAAUUUCCACGGGGGACCAGUACGAAAAAUGUAUGUGCUCACUACUGUUAAAUCAUGAGCCACUCUGGAUAAGAGUGUCUGCUAAAUGACUAAAAUGUAAAUUUAAUGAUUAAACCAAUUUUCAUUCAUUUGGAAAAUCCAAAAAUGUGUUUAGGAGUGAUUUGCAAGGACACAAUGUGAGGGUUAUGUUAUUGAAUGACAUCUUCAAAAUAGGACCUAUUUUGUUUCAGAUGAGCGUGGGCCAGAGAGCGACCCUGACCUGCACGCCAGACUUCGCCUAUGGCAGCAAAGGGCACCCUGGCAUCAUCCCACCCAACUCUACACUCAUCUUUGAUGUGGAGCUGAUGAGCCUGGAGUGAAGCCUGUGUGCACUCGUUACGUGUUUAAUUCCACUCAGAUUUUCAGGGUGAGAGAAUUCUACAAACAAUCGUCUACAAUAAUUGCGCUCCACUGUUGGUGUUUAACUACAGAGUAGAUUAGUGGUAAGAGCUUAAGAGCUCAUUAGAAUGUGUUUUACAAGCUUUGGUGCUCAUCUCCCAUAAUCCCCUCUGUCGUGUCUCUUCUGUUAACCACAGAACUGUAUCCCUGUCCCCCUCUGCAGGUUGACUCCUAUCUUGGGAACAUGGAGGAAAAUGUUAAAGGAAGAUUAAUGCACUUGACUCCUGUAAAAGACUGUCUAAUAGCUUCACCACUUCACUCUCCUUCCCAUUUAGAUUCAAAUGUGUUUUUGUCACUUGCUUAAUACCUUAUCCUUGAUCUAGCUUGUCGUAGAACACCCUAACAAGUCAUAGGCCAUACCUUUCAGAUAUCAUGUCAUUUUAUUCUGUUACGUAUGUUUAUGGUAUUGUUUUUUCUUUUUACUUCAAAUGUGUAAGUCAUGCCUGCCAUCAGGGGUAGGUACUGACACAAUUUGGGAUAAAGUAUCAUUACACAAAUAUUCAAUUUGAACUCAUUCUUGUGGCUCCGUGAGUGGCCUUGCUUUAGCAACUUUUUUGAAAAUGUGUUCAAUGUGGACAUGAUAAUUGAGAAAAAAAAUCAAUAAAUGACUAUUUACCUAAAUGGAUUGGGUUAAUGUAAUUUGAUUACAGAAGCUAACUUAAAUUAAUAUUAGUGAUUUUUUUAGUAUAUAGAUAUUUUUCAGUUGCAUCAACCUUAACUUUCUGUAUGAAACACUGAAUAGCACGGCACAAACUGUCUGUUGGCAAGACCAAAUAUACACACACACACACAGAGUACCAAUCAAAAUUUUGGAAACCUACUCAUUCAAGGGUUUUUCU
This is a messenger RNA of Coregonus sp. 'balchen', 1517 nucleotides long. The record is from the annotation of a GenBank genome assembly. Lineage: Eukaryota; Metazoa; Chordata; Actinopteri; Salmoniformes; Salmonidae.